Messenger RNA from Neurospora hispaniola, 495 nucleotides. RefSeq lists its product as uncharacterized. The transcript is spliced from 4 exons. Lineage: Eukaryota; Fungi; Ascomycota; Sordariomycetes; Sordariales; Sordariaceae. Bases 1 to 495 code for a protein of 164 amino acids. The record is from RefSeq and is a predicted model, not a curated record.
AUGGCUGCCCUCACCCCCGCCCAGCGCACCCUCUUGCACGAGUACCGUGCCACCGUCCUCCACAUCAACAUCGGCAAGGCCCGCGAGACUCCCUGGGGAAAGGCCGUAGUAGGCUGCUUGGAAGGCCAUCUGUACAAAGGCGUCUGGGGAGAAGCCCAUGGAGGUGAUGAAGUUCUUGCCGUAGCAAGUUCUACCUGGCGCGCUGAAGUCGUCGCCCUUCCUUUGGCUUCCCCCGCCGGCCACGUAUGGAAGCCGUUGGCCGCAACGUGUGUGUCCAGAGCCGCGUUCCUGAAGCAAGCAAAGACGGCCCGCGGGGGCAAGGGCAAAGCCAGGGAGCCUGACUCCGACUUCAAAACCCCAAAGUUCCCAGCUGACGUGAUCAAAGACGUCGUGACAGCACAGAGAGGCGGAAAGUGGUCUUUCAAAGGCACGGCGACCUUCUCAGGAGGUGGGAUUAAAGAUGAGCAGCGGGCAUCGUGGCUCUGUGGACUCUAG